This is a messenger RNA of Trichobilharzia szidati, 3425 nucleotides long. The record is from the annotation of a GenBank genome assembly. Lineage: Eukaryota; Metazoa; Platyhelminthes; Trematoda; Strigeidida; Schistosomatidae.
AUGUUUAUUGAGCAUAAAAAAGCAAGUUGUCUUACUGAACCGAGUCAUCAUAGUAACACGCGUAAACGACAAUCAACUCUGCCACCAGGAACAGCUGCAAAACCUCUACUACCACCUUGUAAUUCUUCACCUUUUAGCGAUAUUACAAAUAAGCAUAUUAAUAGUGGAAGCAGUAAAGAGCAUUGUACUAAUCACAAUAAUAAUAAUAAUAAUAAUAAUAAUAAUGAAAGUAAACACGAAUCAGAGAAUGUAUUUUCUGGAAUUUUAAAAUGUGUUCAAUGCUUACGUCAGUUCACUACACCUUGGCCGUUUUUAAUGCAUGUACAAAUUGAACAUCAGUUAAUAUUUGUUAGUUCUUGUGAAACAUCACUUUCCGACGACGACAACGAUGAUGAUGAUGAUGAUGAAGAAAUGGCAGAAGAAGAACCACCACAACAGCCUAUGAAAUCAUCAUGUCCUGAUUCUGAAGAGUUGAGUGACGAUAGUGACGAUGAUGAUGUUGGUGUAUUGGAACAUACUGGUGAAGAUAAAUUUUCCAAGGGGGCAAACAAUUGUAAUUCCGAUCCAGUGACAGUAGCAGCGACAGCAGAAACAACAAAAACAACAACAACAACUGCUAUUCAUGAGAUGAGUAAUGUUCAUGGAACUACUAUUACGACUACUACAAUGACAACAACAGCAACUACUACUGCCGCCACUCCUCUUAUCAGUAGUUAUAAUAGUGAUAGUAAUAAUAAUAAUAGUAGUAGUAGUAGUAUUUCUACAAGUACUACGGAUACUACCUCCAGUGUCGCGAAUACUAACAGUGCAUCAACACAAACACAUUUAAUUGGUAUUAAACAACAACGUAUUAUCCCUCAUCGUAAGCGUAAAUAUUUCAACUGUUGUAUAAGUGAACCGACUGUCACGUGUAGAAAGCUAACGAAUCUAACGUGUACAAGUUUAAAAGAAGUUGUCCAACGUUUACCAUCAUCAUCAUCAUCACCGCCAUCAUGUUGUACAAAUUUGUCAACAGAUCUAUGCCCAUAUAGUAGUAAUCCGAUCAUAAACAAUCAUAAUAAUACUAAUAAUAGUAAUUCAAUCAAUUCAAAUGUUUUUGUUAGUGAUUAUUGUUGUACACGAUCAAUUGUCUGUAAGCCGACCGUUUGUACCCAAGAAGAAGAAGAAGUAGAAGUAGAUGGGAAUACAUCGAGUAGUUGUACUGGGACAGCUGUAGUCAGUUGUUGUAUGCGUAAAGUUGUAUGCUGUAAUAAUACGACGUCGACACCUUUACCAGUUUAUUGUAGUCAAGUCAGCAAAGAGGGAAAUUCGACUAUCACUGCUAAUACUAAUACUACUAAUAAUAGUAAUAGUAAUACUGGUAAUUCUGCUGUUAGAACAACAGCAACAACAACAAUAAAUCAAAUGUUAACCUGUUGUCCUUGUUCACCGAAAAGAAAAAUGAUCACUAGCCAGUCGUGUGAAGUACAGACUGACUUUGAUCCGGAAUUCAGUUAUUCAGAUUAUGCAGAUUUAGCAAUGUUAUUAGCAGCAACACCAACGCCGACACCACCAAGUCCACCACCUCAGCAACUGCCACCACCACUCCCAACAGCAGCAACACCAAUUUCACCAUCAAGAUUGUCACCUUUCCAAUCAUUCUCCUCAACAGCGUCAUCAUUGUCAUCAGCAUCAGCAUCAGAGAUGCAUCAGAAAAAUGAAUUGUAUGAAAAUGUUCAAACAGAAUCCAUCGUUGAUAUACUUAAACGAUUCAGUGAUACAGCUAUCGAGAAUAAUACGAUUCCUAUGAAUUCAGACAGUAAUCAUAGUAAUAGUAAUCACAGUAAUAAUAAUAAUAAUAAUAAUAAUAAUAAUAAUGGCAAGCAUUCAGUCACACUAACUGGUCUUUCAUCUAGCCUAGAUUUAGAUCUUCGACUGGAGCCGAUUUCCUCUUCUCCUUCUUCUUGUUCACCGCCGUCUUCGUCGUCAUCGAAUAUUAAAAUCUCUUCAAGUGAUCCUCAACAGAUGAUUACAUCCCUGGAAAAUUUAACUGUACUAUGGCCUAAAAUUGAACAAACCAAUGCUGUCACCUAUUCCAAUAACAAUAAUAAUAAUAAUAGUAAUAAUAAUAGCAAUAGUAACAAUAAUAAUGAUACUGUCAAUAGGUAUUAUUCUGAUCCUUCUCAACCACCACGGCCGCCGCCGCCACCACCACCACCACCAACGGUAGGAAGACGUUAUGUCUGCCGGGAAUGCGGCACUUCAUUUCGUCAAAAUGUACACCUACGUAAGCAUAUCAUGGUACAGCAUACUAAAGAGAAACCGUAUCAUUGUACUUACUGUGAUUAUACAACUGUAGAAAAAAGUCAUUUGACUGUACAUAUACGUAUACAUACUGGUGAAAGACCGUAUAGUUGUCGUGAGUGUGGUUAUUCAUCAGCACAGAAUUGUACCCUGAAAUCACAUUAUCUACGUAAACAUCCGAAUAAUUUGAUUGAAUGUCAUUAUUGUUCUGAAUUAUUUUUCACUGAACUUGAACUAUCUAAACAUCAUCGGAUAUGUCGUCUAUCACAACGGUGAUUUUGAUUUUAUUAUUAUUAUUAUUGCGAAUAAUUACUCCGGUGUGUUGAUAAAGUACAUUGUCAGAAAACGUCGUGUACAGCAGAGACACUACUUCUUAUUUUGUAUAGGUUGUACAGAUUUAUUUUUAGGUUAUUUGUUACUACUACUAUUAUUUAUCGUUAUUAUGGUCGACUGUGAUUGUUUGUAGACACUAAUGUGGUGGUAGUCGUUACUUGCUCUAUUUCUCACCACUUAAAUACCCCUGUCACUGCCAAUUUCCAUUCACAUUUCUUUCUUUCAUCCUUACCAGCUAAUUACAUAAACUGAUAUUACAAAUUAUUAUUAUUACUAUUAUUGAAUAGAAAAAGGGUAGGUCCACUUGUAUUUAACACAUCCGUGUGAUUGAUUGAUUGAUUCGUCGUUGCCUAUUUUUUCUUUCUACUAUUAAUCCUGAUAUUUUUUCUUUUUGUUUUUUUUUUGAAUAAAUAAACUGCUCAUGCUAUUUCAUUUCUAGACUUUCUUGUGUUUUCUGUGAGUUGGUUAAUCUAAGUGCACAAAGCCUUCAAUUGGCCACCUGGACAUCAGUGAAUUUGUUUCAAUUCUCCAUCGGUGGAUAUAUUAUAAUUAAAAUGGUAUCUUCAGACAAGCUUUGUUGUGAUUGGUUGUUAGUUUAUAUCUUUAUAUUGAUCGCUUUUAGUUUAUUGAUUUAGAAUUUGAACUUCCUUGUCAUGUGAUUUCUUUUCUCUCUCUCGUAUUAGUUGGUGAAUGUGACUUAUUAGCAAUGUCAUCUGUUAAUCGCUGAUUCCUAUGUGAGUAUAGCAAGCUUCUAGGAGUUUCCUGAUAUAUUUGGAUUUCCCGCUGUUCAAAAAAUUCCUAAAUUUUUU